Dreissena polymorpha is the source of this 5964-nucleotide messenger RNA. Its product is annotated as ELKS/Rab6-interacting/CAST family member 1-like. NCBI's taxonomy places the organism in Eukaryota, Metazoa, Mollusca, Bivalvia, Myida, Dreissenidae. Bases 120 to 1826 code for a protein of 568 amino acids. The transcript is spliced from 12 exons. The record is from RefSeq and is a predicted model, not a curated record.
CCGUUGCCUCUCAACAAGUGACGCGCUUUGACCUGUCAAAGUUUCUGCAAUAAGUGAUAUACUUGCAGAAUCCUACGUGGGUUGCGUCAGUAAUCUGCGUGCAUUAAAGAAAGAGGAACAUGGAUUUGGAAAAAAUAUCUGAACCUAUUGGUAACCAACCUGCUGAGGUACUCGAGUGGACAAAAUCACUCCGCGAUAGGAGUCCAUCACCCGGUCGUUCAAAGACACGGUCAAGGAGUACCUCUCCGCCUCGUAAGCACGCUCAAAGCAGAACACCUAGGAAAGAAGUGUUCUCUGGUACAGUGCCAUCCUCUCCAGGAGUUUUGAUGAUGGAACUCCCAAAGCCCACUGCUUCGAAGGCUCCCAAGCUCUCUCAGUCUGCCAAGGUGUCCACUAGGAAGUCUGACAGCACUCUUAGACGCUCGACUGGGAAUAGUGUGGCUGCUUCUUUUGCUAACACGAAAUCCAAGUCCCAGAAUGGUCCUACAGAGGCCAUUGAGGCUGAGUACAUCAAGAACCUGCAGCAGCAAAUCUACUUCCUGGAGCUGGAGACCAACUAUCUGCGUGAGCAGGCAAAGAAGGCUACAGAAAUGCACCCUAAAAUGUCAGCAGAGGCGGAAAGGAUGCUAGCAAAACUGAGGACCAUGCAGAUUGAGAUGGACGGGCUACAGACAGAGAAUGCAAGGAAGGAGAGCAGUGUUGGCCUGCUGUCACGCGAGAAGGAGCAUAUUUUAGAGCAACUCAGGGAGGCUGAAGAGGCCAGAGCAAGAGACAAAAGGAUGUUGAUGGAUGAAGUGAUCGAGCUGAAGAAAACCAUUGCCAGGAAUGAAUCCGAGAUUGCAUACAAGGACAACCAGCUGUUUGAGGCUAGAAAUGAGCUUGAAAAGAGUGCCACAGCUUUGAAAAAUGCUGAGACAAAGAUAAUCACAUUGAAAAGUCAACUGGAGCAGCGUAUAGAGCAGCACAAGAUGACUCAGAUAGCUCUGGAUGAGAAGCGCUCAGAGUGUCUCAGUGUGGAGACGCAGCUAAAGACAACGGAGGAGAAGUACUACAACAGCACCGUUAACCUUCAGGAUAAGAUCGUCAGUGACCUUAGGGAAGAAAUUCGUGACCUGCGGCAGAAGCUGAAGGAAGCGGAAAUGACAGCAGAGCAAGAGCGCCACAUGAGAAGCAAGAUGUCUGAUGACAGCUCGUCCAUUGUGAGGGAGAAUGCAACCCUGCACCAGCAGGUGGUGGAGGUCACAAAACAGCUUGAGAGGGAGAAAAAUCUUCGAGAUGAGAUUGAGCACAGACACCACUCAAAUAUUUCUGAGAUGGUACAGGGCAAAGACCGAGAGAAGGAACUCAGGUUUGAGCUCGAGUACGUACGGGAACAGCUGGCCAAGGAGAUAGAGAGGGUUAGGCAGUAUCAGGAACAGAUGACAACCAAAGAGUCGGCUUCCACUCAGGUGGAGCUACAGCUGAACACUGCGCGCAGUCGGGUCACAGAGCUCACCAGCAUGCACUCACACUUGGAGAAGGAUAACACCCAACUACGCAAGGACAAGUCCCUCUUGGUUGACCAUGUGGCAGACCUGCAGAAAAAGCUGGAAUCCAAGAACGAGGAGGUGGUCAGGCUGCGAGGGGAUGUCCUGUCUCUUGAGGACCGGGUCCAGGAACUGGAGCAGAUGAACACGCAGGAGCUGUCCUCUCAACACCAGAAGUGGGGCGAGUUUGAGAAGCUGGCAGAGAGCAUGCGCACCCUCUCUCACACCAUGGCAACCUCUCGGUCAUCACGGAGCCCUCGCACCAUGGGCUCCACAGGCACACGGCCCAUGCAGUUCUAGGGGAUUUGGGUGUUAAUGAUUGGUGGGUGAUUACAGCCCAUGCAUUUUUAGGGGGUUUGGGGGUUUGUCAUUGGGCUCAUGCAGUUUUAUGGGAUUUGAGGGUUUGUGAUUGGUGUGUGAUUGGCUUGUGUGUCUAAGGCUGAUGUAAGUUAUUGCGGACUAGUGUAUAGUUGUCAUGCAUUGUCAUGUUCAAAGUAUCUGUGGUAAAAAAAAUGGAGCGGUUGAUGCUUAAAAUUGUGGGGACGGAGAAACAGACCAUGUGCAUUCACAUUCUUUCCAAAUAUACUGUUAAUAAAAGUCCAAUAUGUACUUUUUUUACAAAGGAUGUUAUAAAUUGCAUUGUGUGUUUUCCAAAAUAUUGUGAAACAUUGAAAAAUAAUCAAAAUAUCUGUUUGGGACUUAAAAGAUACAGGUUGCAGCGGCAUCCUUUUUCCCUAUUGACCUUUUCAAAGCAAGUUUAUAUGGAAACAUAUGCUUAUCUUGUUGAAAAGGAUACCAUAUUAUCCUCCCCCAAAGGCAGAGGGAUAUAGAAUUUGAGUUGUCCUUCCGUCGGUCAAAAAAAUAUUUUUGGCAAGGGAUAUCAAUUCCAUGAAUUUGCCUGUUGUAAAUGUGAUGAUCAUCAGAUUAGAAACUGAACACAUAUUACAUCACUUUUUCAUAAUGAUUUCAGUAUGUAUUGGGCAUUGUACUCAUACAUGAUAUUUAUGCUUGUCUGCUAGGUAUUUGGAAGCUUUGCCAGUGGUUAAGUGGUUUAUCUCUAUUAGUUUUCUUUAAUGAAAAUCAUUGUUAUAUUGUGCUACUUUAUGAGUACUUGUGUUACAGAUUCUUCAACUUGCCAGAUAUUUCAACCAUUCAUCUUCUCAUAAUAUUAGUAGUUGUAAAUAUUGUUUUAUUUGUGAAAGUAUCAGGUAAUGUGUAUGUAUUUUGUACAAAAACUUGAGUGCUCGAAAUAGAUAUUGCCAAUUCCUGGAGAUCUGAAUUUUAAAAUCUAAUUAUUUUUUAAUCUUGUACCUACGCUCAAAAGGUACAAAACCAUACACAGUCAUACAUUUUAGACAAAUAGAAUCUCUAUAUGUUAUUUAACACAUUAUCCGAAUCAACCUUUGUAUUGUUGUUGUGGUUUUGCCUGUCAUACACACCUAUUAACUCUUUCAGUGCUGGAACCGAAUAAUGAAGGCCUUUGCAAACAGUUUGGAUCCAGAUGAGACGCCACAGAACGUGGCGUCUCAUCAGGAUCCAAACUGUUUGCUAUUGUGAUAGUAUUCUUUGGAAAAAAAAUGAAGAAAAUGCAAAUUUUAUAAAAUCAGCAGAUGACAUUUUAGCAGAUGACAAAUUUCCCAGCAUGCAAAGGGUUAAAAUGAACAUACAGCAUUUGCCGAAAAAUAAUAAUCAAAUACUUUCUUACUCAAAGGCUACUCUGGGCUCUAAGGAAUCCCUAAUGAAAUCUUUUCUUUUCCAAUUUUAAGAAAGUUAAUACAAAUUGGAAAAAUAGCUAGCCUGCAUAUUUUUAAAGGUAUAUAUUUGUUUGGGUUAUUUCUCUGUAAAUGAUAGUGAUAAAGUAUGCAUGUAAAUAUACUGGUCACAUUGUGUUUUAAAAUGUUGAUAUUUUGACAGACUGUUGAUGAAAAUCCCUUAAGUUACAUUUUGUAACCGUUUAAAAUGUUCAAUCACUUUGAAGGUUAUCAAUCUUAAACUGAUAUAUGAUUUACUCUGAAUUGUUUCUGGUUUGCUUUCUAUUGCACAUUGAAUAAGUUUGCUUUUAGGUUAUGUUUUUGGCUCCUGUUUUGUCUAAUGUAGACUGUUUACCUAACUAUGACCAUGUUUCUACAAUAUCACUAAUUGGCGCAUUGAUUGUAUGUAAAGAUUUGUUGGUGUAAAGCUACCCAACUGACAGCAGUCAUUCAAUAUACAUGUACAACAAUUUCAUUGUGACAAAUUUUCUUUUUAAUAUAAAUUAACAUUUCAAACCCUGUAUGUACUAUUUACGUGUCGCCAAAGAUCUUUUAUAAUACAGUUUUGGUUGUAUACGCAAAUGAUUUCAAAGUGCUUUUAUUGGUUUAACAAUAAACAGUUAUUUUUUAUUUUAAGCAUUCAUUUCACGAUGCAAACAAUUUUCAUUUCAUUUUUUAUUUGGAUAUCAGUUUGUAAGCAGGAAAAUGGAAGACUUAUCUGUUGUUGUUUUUUUUUCAACAUCAUUGUUGUUAUAGAAUGACAAAGGAAUAUUUAGGGAAUUGCAAAAUGAUUGGUGAACAUAAGCAGAUAUUAUAAUAAUGGAAGAGUCUCUGUUCAUCGUAUAUUUUAGAAUAAGGCCUAAACUUUUUGUUUUCAAAAACUGUCAUUUGAAUUCACUUUAUUGUGAACAUUUUGCAAAUUAAACACUUGAUAUUCAAUUGUUAUUUGAUUGUCAUGAAUGUUCUGUAGGAAUGUUAAAUAUUUUGUGUCUCUAAUUCUUUAUAACAGUUUGUGUUGCCUUUUAUUGUUUGCUAAUCAGAGUCAGAAGAAUGUUCAGUUUGGCUCAGAUGAUCUUUUGCCAGGUAAACUUGAGUUCUGAAUCAUUUUCUUAGAUCUUAACUUGAAAAUAUCUUAUUUUAAAGAUUUGAAUGAUGUCAUUUUUACCAAUGUCAAAGCUGAAAAGAUAUAUUUAUAUGGGGCAAAUUUUGUUUCAUAAUUUUAUCCAAAGAUAACCUGUGAUUAUGUUUUUGCUUGCAGUUUUAUUUAGCCAGUUGCAUCAUUCUUAUAUGUGAUUUUAGUUGUAUGUAAUGUUAACUGUUUAUUUAUAUUAUUAUUUAUUACCGGUAUUUACUAAUUUCAAGGUAUAUUUAUCUUAAUAGAAUUAGGGAAGCAAAUGAGAUUGCUUCACUAAUGUACCUUGAAAAUGUUUCCAUGUGAUAUUUGCAUGCUUUUUUACAAAUUAUAUGUAUAUUUUUAUUCUAAACUGUGUUGCUUGCACAUUGUUUAUCCGUCCAUUUUUGCACUGGUAGGGCUUGUUAUGUAUGCAAAAGGCUUAGUUUAACUCCUGGAUUGUGUACCAACUAAUUUUAACAUUAUUAAUAAAUAAUAUAAUUUAUAGAUGUAGUUAAGUAAGUAGGUAGAUAAAUAAAUACAAAAUAAAAUCAAAUUUAAUAUUAUAAUAGUACUAUUUAUUUUAUGAAUUGUUUAAUGGUUAGGUGUUUUUUACUGUUGAAAAUGAGGAACCAUGAACUUUUGAGCGUUUUUUAAGUAAAGGAAAUAAAUAUUGUUUUACAAAUUUAUUUGUAUAUAUAAGAGAAUAAAAUUGUUGUUUUUUUAACAAAAACAUACACUGCUACACAAAUAAUGAAAAUUAUCAAAUAUACAAUUAUGUCAAUCACAGAAAAUAACUUAUGAGAGGAUUGCUACACAAAAGAAUAAAUUGCAAUGUAUUUUAUACAGAUCAGAUUUUUAAGAACCAUGUUAUAAUUUAGCAGUUUGUUUAAAAUAGAUUCUUUACAUGUCGGCAGCCUAAAAGCUUUUAUUACCACUGCGUGUGCAUGUACGGGUACUUGAUGGCUCCUAUUACAUGUACAGACCAUGUAGAUGAGCCUUGUUCUAGGAAAACUGGACUUCAGCAUGUCCGUAAAGUGUCGCCUCGGAUUAGCCUCUGAUCUGGGGUGGUAUUCCAGAAACAUCUUAAGUCAUUUCUUAAAUUAUUUCACUUAAGUUAAAAAUUACAAUGUUUUGUAUUUCUUUACUAAAUAAGGAAACACAUUUUUUUUUGGUAUUCCUAAAAUAACAUUGGCAUAAUGAUGCUAUUUAAAUGUAUAUCUUGAUGCUAAUCUAUUGCAAUAUGAAAUGAAACACUUAAGAAAAUAUCCCAAUUUAAGGAUCAGAAUAAAAUUUAACUUAAGAUGCUUCUGGAAUACGACCCCUGGGACGUCACAUUCCGCUAUUAUAGGCUAUUACGCUUUUAUUUUUGUCUAUAGGAUGUCUUUUAACAAAAAAUAUCCCAUCUAGGUGGAAUGUGUAUAUAAUUGCAACAGAUUAAGUACUGCACAGGCUAAUCUGGAACGAUUCUUUACGCACAUGUAUUAAGCCAAGAACGAUGCUCAGAUAGUCUCAAAGAACACUGUGAUAACUAUGUAGGCCAUCCAUUAGUGUAGUUAGAUGAAUGAACAAAUAA